Molecule: messenger RNA, 3541 nt
Organism: Liolophura sinensis
Lineage: Eukaryota; Metazoa; Mollusca; Polyplacophora; Chitonida; Chitonidae
Product: sine oculis-binding protein homolog
Exons: 4
Coding region: 44-2494 (816 amino acids)
Biological process (GO): animal organ development
Cellular component (GO): nucleus
Source: RefSeq, a predicted model, not a curated record
UCUCAACUUACCAGUCAAUAAUUCAAGCUUCGACCACUAUCUCAUGCACACAACCGAGACAUUUGCCAGAACGGUUUCCGCCAUGGAAGCAGGCACAUCUCCGGCAGCUGAUGAGGCUGGCAAGGAUCUGGUAGCCACUGUGAAGGAGGAGCCGCAAGACGACAUUAAGGAUUAUGCAGAGACAACGAUGAACGAGCUGCUGGGGCUGUACGGCUAUGAUAAAGUGAGCAUACAAGAUACGCAACACCUGAACCUUGACAAAUACGGCACCGGAGACCAAUCACCAACAUCAAGUCGUGACGACACCUGCACGCCUCCCCUGUCUGACCAGGGCAACGACACGGAUGAUAUCAGCUCCAUUUGUUCUAAUCCCAAUGAGACAACGCUGGCAGCACAGCACAAGAACCUUGUAUCUGCACUGAACAGUCGUCACGGCAACAGGGAAGGUGAGAAAGAUUCUAGCACCCGCAUCAUUUGUUCCUGGUGUCAGAAGUCAGGAUCUAAGCUAUUCACGCUGAAGUCAGGCAAUGGCCACAAAGCGUUCUGCAGUGAACUCUGCUUCACCCAGUGUCGGCGAGCCUCCUUCAAGAAGAACAAAGUUUGUGAUUGGUGCAAACAUGUCCGCCACACGGUGAACUACGUGGACUUCCAGGACGGAGAAAUCCAGCUGCAGUUUUGCUGUGAGAAGUGUCUAAACCAGUACAAGAUGAAUAUUUUCUGUCAAGAGACGGAGGAGCAUUUGUCACAGAUCCAGUCCCAGAUUCGGUGUCCAUCUACAGGAUCUGAGGAUAUGGCGGGAGUGACGCCUGAGGAUAGCACUGUGAACAAGCAGAUCUUGAUAACCCCGGAUCUGUGGCUCCAGAGCCAAAGAAAAGGUGGGAGAGGUAAGCACAGCGAGCGCGAACAUGAUGCCACAGCAAAUGGCAGCAAUACAAGCUCGAGGAAGACAAAAGUCAAAUCUGAAGCAGCGGACAGUUCCAGAACAGAUUAUUCAGGUUCCAGACGUCACGCUGUCACCAGGAGACACCGCAGUCAUGAUCAGUAUGAUCGUCUUGAUCACACAAAUGCAGAGCGGGAUGAGCACUCAGACAGUACCAAUGGAGACUUUGCCAAAGAGAGACUUCGCCCUAAGGAUAGGUCACGAAUAAUUAAAACUGGAGAUACUCGUGCUUCCACCAGCCCUCCAAACCACACGCCCAAUCUAUUGUCUUCACCUCACGACUCGGCUAGCAUAAGUUCCCCGAUGUUACCACCUGGACCUCUUCACCCACACUGGUUUCCUCCAUCCCACAUGCUGGGCUCCUUGGCCGGGGCUCAGUUGGGUCCGUAUUUCCCCAUGGCCCCUCAGGCCCAUCCAAUGUUUUACAGUAACAUGACUCCUAAGGUUUCUUCAGCCUCCAGAAAAGGGUCGAGACAUUCACCCCAUCCCCCAACCUCCCAUGAAGUGGCAGAUUCAAGAUCUGCUGCCAGAGACAGUCACGGCGAGACAGACAUCCUCCCGUCUCCAGCUGAUCACCCAGCCGCUGCAAGAAUCCCAUUUCCAAUGCUAUUACGAGGAAUGCCCUCAAUGCCUGGUGCCCCGUUCGGAUGCCCAGUGUUACCCCCACUGCCAGAUCGCAGCGCCAACCCCAAUGUUCCAGGAACGCUGCCUUGUACAGGUCCCCCAGUUACAAUGAUGCUCCCCUUCCCUGUUGUGCUCCCUGUCCCCAUCCCAAUCCCUGUGCCCAUUCCUCUGACCAAGGAGCAGAUCAUGCUGGGCAUUCAAAAACUAAAUGGAAACAACAACAACACAGUUAAUUCUACCUGUGAAGGUAACAGCUCUUCAGCUACAAGCAACUCAGGUCAGGAAUUGAUUAAGGAGACUUCGGGACAUAGCCACGAAACCAGAGACCCUUCACAAAUGACUGGUCUGUCUCGCUGUGACAGCAGAGCGUCGUCAGCUUCUGCGCGCAGCUUCACAAGCCUGUCCAAGUCACCACUUCCCCGAGAGAUCACCAGUACAGUCACAAGGAGCAGCUCAAGUCCGACGGCGAUGGAGGGCGUUCGGAAUGAAGAGGAGCAGAAGUCUUCACAACUGCGCACCAUUAAUCCUAUCGCCUCCCCUGUGAUAAGCAGUGACGAGGCCAUUGAUCUGUCAACGGACAAAAGCGGUCAGAAAGCAUCUGCUCACUCCUCCGCAGUUAGCUAUGACACACACAGUGAAUCCAAUGGGCAAACUGUCCCAGUCAGGGGAGAGAACUGUAAUUCUGCGCUACCCAAGAUUCACAUAGUCAACGUAAAACAUGAGCCUCCGUUGUCACAAGAACUACCACUGCCCAAAACUAACCAUCCCUACAACAAGCGCAGGGGUCUUAUUCUUGACGCUCCGUUUGUUCCCAAGAGACCUCGAAGCCCCUCCCCCGAGAGAAGGGUCUAUGUUCGGAACCCUCCACGGGACAUAUACGAACUUCAAGCCAGGCGACGGUGUGUCCGUGCCAAAUUGCGGAGUAAAUGAUUUGAUCGUUGCUAUAUGAAAGGCUCCAUGAUCAUGGUCUUUGUAGGUGAUUACAUGUGGCAUCACUGUACCAGUCGAGACUGUCAAAACAUCAACCACACCCAGUGCCCAGAUGUGUACUUCAACAGUCAGUGUAUCACCCAGUGCCCUGGUGUGAACUUCAACAGUCAGUGUAUCACCCAGUGCUCGGUGUGAACUUCAACAAUCAGUGUAUCACCCAGUGCCCUGAUGUGAACUUCAACAGUCAGUGUAUCACUCAGUGUCCUGGUGUGAACUUCAACAGUCAAUGUAUCACCCAGUGCCCUGAUGUGAACUUCAACAGUCAAUGUAUCACCCAGUUCUCUGAUGUGAACUUCAACAGUCAGUGUAUCACUCAGUGCCCUGGUGUGAACUUCAACAGUCAGUGUAUCACCCAGUGCCCUGGUGUGAACUUCAACAGUCAAUGUAUCACCCAGUGCCCUGAUGUGAACUUCAAUAGUCAGUGUAUCACUCAGUGCCCUGGUGUGAACUUCAACAGUCAAUGUAUCACCCAGUGCCCUGAUGUGAACUUCAACAGUCAGUGUAUCACCCAGUGCCCUGAUGUGAACUUCAACAGUCAGUGUAUCACUCAGUGCCCUGGUGUGAACUUCAACAGUCAGUGUAUCACCCAGUGCCCUGGUUUGAACUUCAGUAGUCAGUGUAUCACCCAGUGCCCUGAUUUGAACUUCAACACCCACACCAUCCAGAUUUGAUGUGGCAGACUUCGGUAUUGAAUAAAAUAUUUUUACUGGCACUUUCACUACAUCUGUGCCCUGUAUGAAUAUGUCCAGGCUGCUGGCUAGUGUACACCACAUCAGCUGGACCAUACGAAAUUGAAUCAAAGCCUUAGCUGGAUUAUGGAUUUGUAUUUAUAUGUGCCAUUUCAUCUCUUCAUGAAGUCCUUAGGGAUGAUGAAAUCAUUAUUGAUGAAUGCGGUAAUAGUGCUGAUUUCAACAGCUGUGAUGCUUCAAGUGCCAUUACAGGCAGAACUUUAGUGCUUUUGGACAAAGGCUGUAUAAAUGGCCGGAA